AUGAAGGAGUUGUGUGGGAUGGAGCAGCAAGAAUCCAUCAACAUAACAGCUGCCAUGGAGGCUCUAUGCCCCUUGCUGAAUAACCCGCGGAGAACCAUCCACCAGGCGGAGGCUUUCACGUCGGGGAUCAUACUGCUGCUGCUCCUGCAGCUCAUCCUCGGCUCCUUCAGACGGCAGUCGGCCAGCUUCUUGGUCCAAGCUGGCACCUGGGUGACCUACACCGUGUCGUUCCCAGCCAUCGCCUACACCCUGGGCUUGAUGCAGUCCUCUCCGGUGAAGAAUGUCAUGUACCCCAUCUGGGCCGUCUCACUGCUGAUGGCCGCCGGGUGCACCAACGCCGUCAAGGUCUACGAGCUCAACGACAACAGGCAAUGGAAGCGGGGUUUGUUCAACAGCCUCCAGUAUGGCACGUACGCUUCUUUAAUCUGUUGGCUACUUUUCCCCUAUAGCAUGAGCAUAAAGGGGUAUCUCGGCCCAGCCGUUCUAUCACAGGCCUACUUUGCACAUAUCUUGUCUCCUGCAUAUGUCGUCACUCUUCUGGGCUCCUUUGUUCUGAAUACGGGACUUAUGGGCAAAGAGCUUGCAUGCGUGUUGGUUGAGCUCGGGUAUUUCAGGGCCAGGAGAGUUGCCAAGUUCAUGAAGAACCUGCCUGCUGAUGAUGGUGAUGGGUUCGAUCCUGCCAGGAUGAAAGGUUACAAGUACCCUGUUCACAUUUUUGGUGUCGGUGGUGAGCUCACCAUCGACCAAAUCUGGCUCUGUGAAGGCAGGCUCCUCAGCUCAGGUACUGUUCACAGCAAGGAGCUCAAGGACUUGUGCCUGGCUAAAUCGAUGUAUCAGUUACUGAAGCGGCGCUACUAUGGGAUGUCAUUCGCCGAGGAGCACCUUGAUGAAACCCGUGAUUUUGUCUUCAGGGGGUUGCUACGGACAGAAGGUGACUAUGAGCGAGCUUUCCGGAUUGUCGAAAUGGAGUUAGGGUUCUGCCAUGACUACUUCUUUACUAAACAUGCCAUCAUCUUUGAGCUGGAGACACUAUUCUUCUUUCUCUUCCUUGUGAGGAUUGCUCUGAUUGCCACAUGUGUAUCCUUUGUCGUGAAGGGUACACUAUCUGUCAAGACACUCAGCCCUAUCAUUGAAGUGCACAGCAAAAAGACUGACGGCAUCAUCACUCUCCUUGUUUUGGCCAUAUUCCUGCUCGUAGAAAUCCUUCAAACUGCAUUUUAUUUGGCCUCGGAUUGGUGCAAGGUGUCAGUUACUUGUAGGUAUGUCAAAACAUCUUGGUAUCAACGCAAUGCUUUCAUCGAGAAGCUUAUCGGCUAUAUUAGCAGAUUUACAAUACUCGGGUACUGGAAGAAUAAUAUUGGCCAGUACUCGAUAAUUCCGCACAUCACCGCCGCUGAUUCAUCUAGGGACAGUCGCACAGUAAACAGGCUGCAAACAGUCAAGCGGGCUAUUGCAAGGUCACUAAUAGCAUGCGACGGUCCACCAACAAAUGGAGAAGGGUCAUUCCGGAGGAGUGGUGUGCUUGGAGAGUUUUCUUGGGCAUUGCAGGGUCAAUCUCAGGCAGAGGUCAUGUUAAUUUGGCACAUCGCCACUGAAUACUGCAAUAUGACUCCCCCUACAGGUGACGGGGAAUACUUGAAUGGGACAACUGAAAAUGAGCAUGACACAAAUUUCAACAGGAAUGUUUCAGUCAGCCUGUCAAGAUACUGCGCAUACCUGAUGAACUGUGCUCCAGAAUUGCUUCCAGGAUACUUUGGAGACACAAAGUUGGCCAUGGCUGAUGUACGUCGCGAAGCGAAAGAAGUUCUAAGAUCCUGGGGUGUUUCUUCUUGCCGAAAUAUUUACCAGGUUAUGAAUGGUUUACAAGACCAAGAGGAAGACGGGAGCAUCUUCCUGAGAGGUGUGAAGCUUGGAAAGCAGCUAGAGGACAAGCCGAGCAGUGCUGCUCGUUGGAAGAUACUUGCAGAUUUCUGGGCUGAGAAGAUCCUCUACAUCGCACCAUCUGAUAAUGCGAAAGGGCACAUGGAACUUCUCGCAAAAGGAGGGGAGCUUCUCACCCACAUCUGGGUACUCCUUACUCAUGCCGGCAUCCUCAAGAUUAACAGGGAGGAAGAUAACAACACCGUGCCCAGACGCCAGCCAUCAUCCCAAGAAGAUGUGUAG
This is a messenger RNA of Aegilops tauschii subsp. strangulata, 2163 nucleotides long. RefSeq lists its product as uncharacterized. The record is from RefSeq and is a predicted model, not a curated record. NCBI's taxonomy places the organism in Eukaryota, Viridiplantae, Streptophyta, Magnoliopsida, Poales, Poaceae.